Messenger RNA from Macrosiphum euphorbiae (potato aphid), 435 nucleotides. The record is from the annotation of a GenBank genome assembly. NCBI's taxonomy places the organism in Eukaryota, Metazoa, Arthropoda, Insecta, Hemiptera, Aphididae.
AUGUCUUAUAUACCGUAUGAGAUUAUUACUCAUAAAAGACAAGUAUGUUCACUUUAUAAAAAAGCAUGCAGGACCAUCGAGGAUUGGUAUCAUUACAGACCGUUAAUGCGAAUUAAUAUUGUGCGCUUAAGAAAACGUUUUGAUGACAGCAAGAAUAUAAUAGAUGUACCAACGGCACAAGAAUUGUUGAAAAAAGGUCAACAUGAGCUAUGGUCUAAUCAACAUUAUUAUCCUCAUCAGUUUCCAUCUUCACCUGGUGGAACAGCGUUUGAUCGAGAUUGUUUUCCUCCCGACUGGGUAUUGGAUUCUUGGCAUCCAUUAGAAAAAGCUCAGUAUCCAAAAUACUUUGCCAAACGAGAAGAACGCAAAAAAGAGUACAUAGCAUUAUGGGAAAAACGCUGGGGAAAGCCAUUCAUUCCACAUGAUGAACAUUAA